UGAAUCUUUAAUAUCUGUUCUCUUAUCAGUUAACCUCAUUUCAUGAUUUUUAGACAAAUCCUACUGUACAUCAAAUAAUAUAACAAAUUUGAUUCUGAAAAUGUAUUCAAGUAAUAAUACUGACGUAGUGGAGCACAUAUCAGUAUUUCUCUUUGGUGCCUUAUGUGUUUGCACUUUUACUGGUAACAUAUUGGUAAUCAUCAUUCUGAUUACAGACUCUAAGCUUCACAAGAAGCAAAAUGCUUUCAUCGGACUGUUAUCGCUGGCGGACAUGUCUUAUAGCAUCUCAAGCUUUUUGAUAACUAACCAAACCGACAGUAAAAAUGACUUUAAUAUAGUAUGGUGCAUUGUUGAUGGAACACUGCUGACGUCUGUUUUGUCACUUGCUGCAAUCGCGAUUGAUCGUUAUAUUGCUUUGAUCUGGGCUCCAUUUCGCUAUAAUAUCAUUGUUACUCCAAAGCGCUGUGUUACUGUUUGCCUUCUACUUGGAUUUGGUCCAGUUGUAUUGUUUUAUAUAAUCUAUAAUUUUGAUUACAACAUUUCAAACUAUAUCAUUAUAGUCUGUGUAUCUGUUACACUUACAAUGAACACUUGCCUUUAUCGGAACAUCUAUAAACAAUUGCAACGGAAACAGGGAGACAUUCCAGUAAUGCAACAAGACUUAGAAGAAUCUAAGAAGUUACUUAAGACAUUCAUAAUUGUAGUUGGAAUAUUCAUCAUGACCUGGAUUCCCUACAUAAUAAUAACAGUUAUCAUUCAAAUAUUAUUUAAUUAUGAGAAAGUAAGUUUUGAUAGUUAUUUAUUGAUAAUGGUAAAUGCAUAUGGAUUAACUCUGCUAAAUUCUUUAGCUAAUCCAAUAAUUUAUUGCUUCAGAAUGCCCUCGUUUCGUAGGGCAGCUCUGAAACUUGUUUGUCAUUAG
Molecule: messenger RNA, 919 nt
Organism: Anneissia japonica
Lineage: Eukaryota; Metazoa; Echinodermata; Crinoidea; Comatulida; Comatulidae
Product: sphingosine 1-phosphate receptor 3-like
Exons: 1
Coding region: 101-919 (272 amino acids)
Biological process (GO): G protein-coupled receptor signaling pathway
Cellular component (GO): membrane
Molecular function (GO): G protein-coupled receptor activity
Source: RefSeq, a predicted model, not a curated record